UUUCCAGUUAAGUUAGUUUGCUGCUCUGUCUGACCUCUCUAUUGAGAACUCUCUGACACAAUUCCUUCACCUACAGCUCCUCCUUCUUCUCCUGUUCCAUCUUGUCAGUCCCAACUAAUGACAGCAGAACAACAUGGCAUUUUCAUCUCGCUUCUCCUUCUGGGAGCAAAAGAUCAAAGAAGAGAACAAGGUGGGAGGCAAGAGUUUGGAAGUUGACAGGCUGGCAAGCCGGGCCCAAUCAGUCCCUGGUCUAGAUCCUGGCAGAGCGAUAUUCAGGGCAAAAAGCCCUUCAACAGCUUCCUGGAAUGAAUCUGCUUCUCCUACCCGAGGUUCCUCCCCACCAAUCGCCACAGUGCCUGUUAAAGUCGCUGAGCGCUUCAAAAGCCCUGAACCACCAUUGAAGAUGACAUUUAAAUUACACAGAUCUAAGCCUUCACAAGUCCAGACAACAGAGGCAGCUAGCUCUGGGCAUGGAAACAAUGAAAACAAUGGCGAAAGCAUUCUGAAUGGUCAGAACAAUGGUAAUGUUGAUCCUUUGGACACCAAUACCAGCCAGAUGGACCUUACAGAUGAACAGAGGACGGCACACAAAACGGAAGGAAAUGUGGUUCCUCUUACUAAAAAUGUUGUGUCCUUACAGGGUGAUGAGGCAAAGAUUCUAACCCAAAAUUUAGCCAAAACUAAACAGGAAGCCAAAUUUAGAGCAGAAGCAGUCAAAACACUUCAAGGACCAAGAACAGCUCCCCUGACAAAGACAGUGCCAGCAUUCUCCUUUAAACAUGACAUUAUCAAAACAGAAAAUAAAGUGGAUAUUCCACGAGCACUGACACAUUUUAUGGUUGGUAACAAAAGAAAAGGGCUUUGCUCACAAACCAGCAAGGAACAAGUAGAAAAAGUAGAGAAAGGGAAAUCACAUGAAGAGAAGAAGAAAAGUGAGCUAAUGGAAACAAAUCGGGAGUGUACAGAGGGUACAACCACCCAGGUGUUACAGGAUACAGAGUAUUUCACACAUUUAAAGACUUCAUCAGCUCCUAUUGGCUUACCUCAGACUGCUUCCAAAGUUACUUCUAGACAUUCUUCUCUCCUUUCAGUUGAGGGAUUUGUGGCACCUCCCAAGUCAGCUCCCCUGACUUCCCAUACUGGUGUCACAUCUGCCACAUCUACAGCCACUCCUUGUACCCUACCUGCCUGUAAAUCCUCAGGCUUGCCUCCACUGCAUUCUGCCCUUAGUGCAAAUCCCUCUCAACAAGCUGCAGGAAGUCAGGAAGAGUUUCAGUGGUCCUGUGCAACAUGUCUGACCUACGUAUGUAUGAGACCCUGGUGUUAGAAAUGCAUGGUCCAGUUAGUAGAAGUAGAGACUGCUGAUGUGCUUAAUGUCUGUAUGAUUUACAUUGGCAGAUCAGAAGUGACGCAUGUGUGAGCUUGUUUCUUGUGAAUUAACUCCUCAACUGAUGUGUUUUUGUUUGAGACCAGUUUUGAACGUGCAUAAUGAAAGGUUGAAGGAAGGAAGGAUUUUGUUGCGUCAGUGUUUGAAGAGAGCUCUUUUCAUAAAGCCUUCUAUUUAAUUUGAAUCUUAUUUUGAAGAGGAAGCACAUUGAAUCUGAACUCUAGUUUUGCAUUAUAUGUAUAUACUUGUGGUAUGAAGGAUUUGUUGUGUGUUGACAAGCUCUGUGAAUAUUUCCCAGCUGACAGAAGGACAUAACAGACAUUGCAUUUCAUGCAAUCUUUAAAUCAGUUGCAUGGACUGGUUUGGUUCACCAUUUGACUAACUGUGCACUACUAUUUUUGUUAAAGUGUUUGUGAGUACAUUGGUGUGAUGGUGAGCAGGCUUUUAAUGGCUUUUUCAUCUACUGGUUCAGUGUUUACACAUGGUAUAAAACAGAGAGCCAGCAGGUUUGCUUUACUUCCAUUUACAAUAAGGCCAGGUGUGAGCUAUAGUAGUGCAGUUAAUAACUAUAGCUAACCUGUUCUGUCUUCAUUCCUGAACUUGGGUUGACUUUUCAUUUCUACAACAUAUCAACUUUAAUGUCAUUUUAAGUUGCUUUGGUAACUCCUUCCUUUUUUGCUUUCUCACAUUGUGAAUAAUGCUAUAGAAUAGCAUGAGCUUUGGUGUCCAACUAUGUUCUGAAACAACUUGAAUGAUUGUAGGUCAGUGUAUUCCUAGUUUUAUGAACAUUUGUUUUUCAUGCUAAUGUAAUAUUCACCCAGUUGGACAGAGUCUGACAGCAGGAGAUGCCCACACACAACACUAAUGAUGUUACCCAAAAUGCCAAAGGAGUGAAGAGAUGUGUACGUAUCAGAUCUGAUGGUGUCACCGCAGUAUUUGCCAAUAUUACCAUUGAAAGAUUGUGUAAUAUCGUGCAGGCCAACAAACAGGUGUAAACAGUUCAUUAGAGGUUGUGUCCUCAUUAAGUUUUUCUUGAUCAAGUCAGAGAACUCCAAAGAACAACUCUUGACAGAUCAUCGAUAGAGCAGGGAUUUAAAUUGGGUACUCUACCAUUCAUGUUGGAUUAGCUAAUAGCAUCUAAUUUACCACAGUAAUGAUAGCUAAGCUAUCAUCAAUAAUUUGCCAUCACGGAGAUCACUUAUUAAUAAUCGCAAAAUAAACAUCAAGCCUAAAAACAGAAUACUAUAACGGACUGAAUAUUCUGUUUUUAGUGUGUAAAAUCUUUGUGUUUUUUGGUGUUGAAUCCUGAUGCAUAGAAUGACGUUGUUGUCAAUUGCUAUGGCAACUAGUUUGUUGAGUGAUAAAACACAAGAAUGAGUUGUUCUGGGUUAUUCUUCAACGCCUUUUCUGUCAUUUCUUUCAUUGCUGUGGCGCACUGCACUGAAUUAAUAAUUCCUACAUCUCCAGUUCUUCAUUCACUUAACUGAAUAAUAACACGGCAGCAUGGCUAUGGAUGCCAUGCAAAAGAAUAGUCUUUUAGCCCUCCAGCGGUGUGCGCAUUCGUGAAAUUCUGGAUGUAAAUAAUAACAUGCAAGGUGUCUAUAAAGUGUGUGUGCGUGUGUGUGUAACAUGUUGCCCAUAUAUAACUGUGCUUUGACUUCUUAAUGCUGCCAACAUCUUCAGGAAUCAGGGGAAGAGGAUCUGUUUUCUCCUUUCCAGACGUCUCAUGUCGCAGUUAAGAAACCUCCAGUGUGGCCUGGGCCAUGCC
This is a messenger RNA of Xiphophorus maculatus (southern platyfish), 3155 nucleotides long. RefSeq lists its product as uncharacterized. The transcript is spliced from 4 exons. NCBI's taxonomy places the organism in Eukaryota, Metazoa, Chordata, Actinopteri, Cyprinodontiformes, Poeciliidae. The record is from RefSeq and is a predicted model, not a curated record. Bases 134 to 1327 code for a protein of 397 amino acids.